This is a messenger RNA of Sphaerodactylus townsendi, 4806 nucleotides long. RefSeq names its product ubiquitin specific peptidase 20 (gene USP20). Lineage: Eukaryota; Metazoa; Chordata; Lepidosauria; Squamata; Sphaerodactylidae. The transcript is spliced from 26 exons. Gene Ontology annotation, biological process: protein deubiquitination. The coding region runs from base 391 to 3144 and encodes 917 amino acids. Gene Ontology annotation, molecular function: cysteine-type deubiquitinase activity; zinc ion binding. The record is from RefSeq and is a predicted model, not a curated record.
CUCCGGCCGGAGCCGCCUCUCCGUCCCCUCCUCCCCACCCAGUCGCUCUCCGGCGGCCGCCUCUCCUCCCGGGGCGGCACCCGCAGGCCAAAGCGGCUUCCCCCGGCCCCGAACUGACGGAGCCGCCCCGGCCUCUCUCUCCCUCCCUCCCUCCCUCCCUCGCGCGCCCCCGAACCGCCCGCGUCGAGGGGCGAGGCCUAGCGCGGGCCCGUCAGCACCGGCCUCGCGUUAGUAGUGUUCCCCUCGGGAGGGGGCCGCGCAGGUGCCUCUUGGAGCUCAGCCUGGUUCUUCCUGGGUGUGCCAUAAUGCAGACUGUGUUGCAGGACCCUGAAUUCUGAGCCUCUUUGAAAGAGCAUCUUUCACUUUCCUUCAAGGUGCACCAGCUGCAAAAUGGUUGAUCCAAGAGACAUUUGUCCUCACUUGGAUUCCAUAGGUGAAGUCACCAAGGAAGACCUGCUUCUCAAGUCGAAGGGGACUUGCCAGUCUUGUGGUGCUGGAGGACCAAACUUGUGGGCCUGCCUUCAGGUUGGUUGUCCUUACGUUGGUUGCGGGGAAUCCUUUGCUGAUCACAGCACCCUUCAUGCACAGGCCAAAAAGCACAAUCUGACCGUGAACUUGACGACAUUCCGGGUGUGGUGCUAUGCGUGUGAAAAGGAGGUGUUCUUGGACCAGAGGCUGGCACCCCACAGUCCAGCCCCGCAGGCAAAAUUAACCGACCAGGAUUCUCCUCCACUCGCUCAUCCUCUGAAAGCUGUUCCGAUUGCAGUGGCUGAUGAAGGGGAGUCGGAAUCAGAAGACGAUGAUCUCAAACCCAGAGGCCUUACUGGAAUGAAAAACCUUGGGAACUCCUGUUACAUGAACGCUGCACUUCAAGCCCUCUCUAAUUGCCCUCCACUCACACAGUUCUUCCUAGAGUGUGGGGGACUCGUGCGUACAGACAAGAAGCCGGCGCUGUGCAAAAGCUACCAAAAGCUGAUUUCUGAAGUGUGGCACAAGAAGCGCCCCAGCUACGUGGUCCCGAGCAGCCUGUCUCAUGGUAUCAAACUGGUCAAUCCCAUGUUCCGAGGCUACGCACAACAGGACACACAAGAGUUCCUGCGCUGCUUGAUGGACCAGCUUCACGAAGAGCUGAAGGAGCCAAUUGCCGCUGAGUCGCGGGACUCGGACUUGAGCGACACAGACGACAAGCGAGAGGGCGACCGCAGUCCUUCGGAGGAUGAAUUCCUCUCCUGUGACUCAAGCAGUGACCGAGGCGAAGGGGACGGGCAGAGCAAGACUGGAGGCUUACUGGUGGAGGCAGAGCUGUUGAUCCAGGAUGAGGCAGGAAGGGGGAUCUCUGAAAAGGAGAGGUCGAAGGACCGCAAGUUCACAUGUAGCCACCGGCGGAGCAACUCUGAGCAGGUGGAUGAGGAUGCUGACGUAGAUACCUCUGUGAUGCCCUUGGAUGGCAGAGCUUCCCCGGAAACCCUCCCCCCUCCCACUCCGCGUCCCACCAGCCCUUCUCGGACCCCAGAACCAGACAAUGAUGCCUAUACCCGCUGCUCCUCUCGACCCUGCAGCCCCAUUCACCAAGAUGUGCACUCCAAGCUGUCGAGCAGUCCUCCACGCUCAAGCCCAGUGAGGCUGGGACCCUCUUAUGUACUGAAGAAAGCCCAGAUGCAGGCCUUUGGCAAAAAGAAGAAGGAGGUCCGCUACCGCAGCGUCAUCUCUGACAUCUUCGACGGCUCCAUCUUGAGCCUCGUGCAGUGCCUCACCUGUGACAGAGUGCGUCUCCUUACUGCUGCCGAUCAAGUAAAAAUGGUUUCCACCACGGUCGAGACAUUCCAGGACCUGUCCCUGCCCAUCCCUGGGAAGGAGGACCUGGCCAAGCUGCAUUCGGCCAUCUACCAGAAUGUGCCGGCCAAGACGGGAGCUUGUGGAGACAACUACUCAUCGCAGGGGUGGAUCGCCUUUAUCAUGGAGUAUAUCCGAAGGUUUGUGGUGUCCUGCAUCCCCAGCUGGUUUUGGGGUCCUGUGGUCACCCUGGAGGACUGUCUGGCUGCCUUUUUCGCUGCUGAUGAAUUGAAAGGUGACAACAUGUACAGUUGUGAACGGUGUAAAAAAUUGCGGAAUGGAGUUAAAUAUUGCAAAGUCCUCCGACUCCCUGAGAUCCUGUGCAUCCACUUGAAGCGCUUCCGGCAUGAGGUCAUGUACUCCUUCAAAAUCAACAGCCACGUCUCCUUCCCCCUGGAAGGGCUGGACCUUCGGCCUUUCCUGGCCAAGGAGAGCAUCUCCCAAAUCACCAGUUACGACCUCUUGUCUGUCAUCUGCCACCAUGGCACUGCGGGCAGUGGGCACUACAUUGCCUACUGCCAGAAUGUGAUCAACGGCCAGUGGUACGAAUUUGAUGACCAGUAUGUCACAGAGGUGCACGAGACGGUCGUGCAGAAUGCAGAAGCCUACGUCCUGUUCUACAGGAAGAGCAGCGAGGAGGCUGUGCGGGAGCGCCAGAAGGUGGUCUCUUUGGCCACCAUGAAGGAGCCCAGCCUGCUACAGUUUUACAUCUCCCGGGAAUGGCUCAACAAAUUCAACACCUUUGCAGAGCCAGGGCCCAUCACCAACCACACCUUCCUGUGCUCCCACGGAGGCAUCCCUCCAAACAAAUACCAUUAUAUUGACGAUCUUGUGGUGAUUCUUCCGCAGAAUGUCUGGGAGUACUUGUAUAACAGGUUUGGUGGCGGCCCAGCCGUGAACCACCUCUACGUGUGCUCGGUGUGCCAGGUGGAGAUUGAAGCCCUGGCCAAGAGGAGGAGGAUCGAGAUUGACACCUUCAUUAAGCUGAACAAGGCAUUCCAGGCAGAGGAGUCCCCGAGCGUCAUCUAUUGCAUCAGCAUGCAGUGGUUCCGCGAGUGGGAGGCGUUCGUGAAAGGCAAAGACAAUGAGCCGCCUGGACCGAUUGACAACAGCAAGAUUGCCGUGGUGAAAGGAAGUGGGCACAUGCAGGUAAAGCAGGGAGCUGAUUACGGGCAAAUUUCCGAGGAGACCUGGACUUACUUAAGCACACUGUAUGGUGGAGGUCCUGAGAUCGCCAUUCGGCAGAAUGUGCCCCAAGCGCAAGAGCUGGAGAGUUUGCAUGGGGAGCAGAAGAUCGAAGCCGAGACCUGAGCUGCCUGAGUGACAGCGGACCAGUUGGGGAAGGAUCUGGAUUCCCCUUGGCCAGUGGACAUUCUAUAUCCCAGGAACAGAUCUGGACGCUUUCUUGGUGUUUUUUGUUUUUUUUUUUGGAACUACUCAGACGUGUAAAGCUGCAGCAGCCGCCCUCUCCUGUUCACAGAGAAGAACACUGCAACUAGAACCCAGUGUUAAUUUGAAGCUAGCCGACGCUUCUGAGGCCUUCGUACCACUUCACGUGCAGCCUCACAGGUGAGACAGGAUCCACAAGGCUGCCUCCGUCAGAGUUUGUGCCUCUCCAGCUGAGAACGAGGGCAUCUUUGCCAAGGCUGUUCGUGUGCCACGCCACCCCCAAACAGUUCUGCCAGGUGGAGCUGGGCUGCACUUGCUGUGUCUGCAAAAGACCUGAGGAGAAUUCCCUGCUUCCUGCUUAGCUUCUCCUCUGUGCCAUUCCCAUUGGUGAGCCUGGAGCCUUUUGUAGCCGUGACGUUGAUUGCCCUUUGGGCACCACACCUAGGCACGCACCUUGGCUUGUUUCUCCUGGAUUCGUACCAUUUCUGCAGGUGAAGUAUCAGGUUCUGCUGGAGCCAGACUCUGAAGGACUUGGGAACAUUUGGGGCGGGGGGGUUGGUGGGUAUUCUCACCCACAGGCAGUUUGCAACUCUAAAAGCACAGGGAGAAGAGGCCCCCGCCCUUUCCUGGCCAGAGAAGUCCUCCCUUCCCUGUUGCUUUUUGAAACGCAGGAGGGGAGUUAUCCUUGAAUGUAUUAAUUUAUUUGCAAGCCCCCUCCCAAUGUCUUCCCUUCUCCCCCUCCAAACACACAUGACAGAGCUGUUGCAUUGAGCUGGCUUCUUGAGCACGCAGAGGGAACUGGACGCAUCCUCUGUGGGCCUGACCACUUGCCGCAAGAUUCCAGCAGAUGUGCAGGGAGCAUCUCUGAGAAAGAGGGCUCCAUCCAGUCGCAAGGAGCAGAAUGUACAGGACAGGCAGAGAGGGAGGGGCAAGCAGUUAUCCCUCCUGCCACAUCCACCUGGCAGUGAUUCUGAAAUUGAAACCCAGGACAUGUGAGCAGUGAGUUCAGUCUACCCUGAGGAUGCACUCGGGGAGGCACAGCCACCGUUCUUGUGGGGAGGGCCACUGCUGGAUGGAGAGAGGUAGAGACGGGGAUGUUUGCCUCGGGCGGGCUGUCUAGAGCUCUCCCUGAUGCCCCAAUCUCUCCUCUCAGGCCAAUUCAUUCCUCCUCCAAAUUCAUUGGCCCCUUCUUGGCAAAUUACAAGAUCAGCUGAUUUUUUUGAGGGGGGUGUCAGAGAAAUGGGAUAAGAAGGACAAAGAUCUUUGGUAAACGUGGCCGCGACCUUGGUGGUGUGGGGGGGAAUUCUAAGCGUUUGGUGCAUCAGGCCAUUGGAAACAAAAGCAGGUGUUUCUCUCUCUCUCCCUUGUUGACCUGGGUUUGGACACGCAAAAACUCUUCCCCUCUUGCGUCCACAGAGCACCCGGAGGCCUCGUCACCUUGGCCAUUUCUCUGCAUUUUUUGUUAGUUAAUGUCAGUCGGUGUCUCUUGCCCAGCAGGGGCCCCUGGGCUGCCUGUGGUUGUGCUCUUGCUGGAGUUCCUCCUUUGUGCUGAGAACAUCCACCAAUAAAUUUGCUUGCAUUCAA